ACCGUCUCACUCUCUUUUGCUAUGCUUUUCUUCACCAAAUUUGUGUUCUGCCUAACAUUUCUUCUAACCACCUCUCUUUCAUGAAAACAAGCAAUCAUUUUUAUCCCACGUUCCAUUCUUUCCCACUUAAAUUCCACCCGUUUGCCUUUCUAAAGAAUCCCAACUCCCAAGCCCAAUUUUUUUUAUCUGGAUCUUCACGUUGAAUUUUAGUAGAUGGACAACCAGUUUUUCCUUGAUGCAGGAAUCCCGCCAUUGCACUUUGGGUCGUCUUUAUCAUCGUCUCUGUCACCGGUAAUGGAAAUUCAGUCCCAAGAUUGUUUUCCGACUGAUUAUGGUUUACAGUACGAGUCGGCCUUGAGUUCCAUGGUUUCUUCCCCAGCUUCAUCGAAUGGCAAUAAUAUGUCCAGCGAGAGCUUGAUGAUGAGGGAAUUGAUAGGGAAACUGGGGAGCGUCGGUAACUCCGGCGAGAUCCUCCACCAUUCUCAGCCCAUGUUGGCGGCUGCUUCUUCCUCUUGUUACAGCACUCCACUGAAUUCACCUCCUAAAUUGAACUUGCCGGUGCCGAAAUCAAUGGGGCUGAAAUCCGGUGUGGCGGAUUUCUCAGCUGAUCCUGGAUUUGCGGAGAGAGCAGCGAAAUUCUCUUGCUUUGGAAGCAGGAGUUUCAAUGGUCGAAGGACUCAAUUUGGACCCAAAGACAACGGUGAAAUCGCCGCUUGCAGAUUUAAUCCGCCGCCGGUGAAUGUCAAGCUACCGCGUGUUUCCAGUUCUCCGGCUAUGAAAACACUGGCAGCCAAUUGUCGAGAGGAAUCCACCGUCUCCGAACAAAAUCCCGAUCCUGGUUUUAAAGGUUCAAAUUCAAGGAAAAGAAAAGCGGUCCCCAAAGCAAAAACAAACGAAACUUCACCAUCCCCAUCGCCAAAUUCUUCGAAGGUGACUAAACUCAACGAGGCAUCAAAUGAAAAGCGAUGCAAGUUAUCCAAGACCAAUGGAAACGAAAAUGGGUCUGGUAAAGCAGAGGAAGAAGACGCCAAUGGAAGCAAUACAAAGGCUCCUGAGCCUCCCAAAGACUAUAUUCAUGUUAGAGCAAGAAGGGGUCAAGCCACUGACAGCCAUAGUUUAGCUGAAAGAGUCCGUAGAGAGAAAAUCAGUGAGAGAAUGAAGCUUCUGCAAAAUCUUGUUCCUGGUUGCAACAAGGUUACUGGAAAAGCCUUGAUGCUGGACGAAAUUAUAAAUUAUGUUCAAUCAUUGCAACGACAAGUUGAGUUCCUCUCAAUGAAGUUAGCUUCAGUGAACACCAGCCUGGACUUCAACGUGGAGAGUUUAGUGUCAAAGGAUGUAUUUCAUUCAAACACUUUGCAGAAUCCAAUAUUCCCAGUAAAUUCCUCAGCUUUUUUGGGGCACCAGUCCCAGCAAAAUCCACCAUUAAAUAGCAAUAUUGCUAAUGGGACAAUGUCUCAAUGCUCGGUGGACCAUUUAGAUUCUGCCAUCUCCCCUAAACUUAACACCCAUUUGCCUCAAACUCAAAUUAACCGGUUUAUUAAAACCGUACCUCAGAAUCCAAUAUUCCCAUACCCAUCAUUUUGUGAAGGUGACCUUGAAACCCUAGUUCAGAUGGGGUUUGGCCAUAAUCAGAGCCAAGAAAUGGCAUUACAUUCACAAAACUUCCAGGGGUCAAAUCAAGUCUCUGACAUGAAAGUUGAGCUCUAAUAACACCAUUCUUUGGUCCUGGAUUAAAUGUUUAAAGCAGAGAAUUACUGCUUGUAUAUAUAAAAAAAUGAACUUAUUAUUGGACCAAUGCAUGAACUACCAUAACUAGGCUACUAGCCAUUUAUGCUUAGGGUUAAAGUGGAGGAUUCUUUUCCUUUUUUUUAUUUCCAGUUUAGGGUUCUAUCGUUCAACUUCUAAUUCAUUUUUACCCCUUUUUGUGGAUCCCUUACCAAUUAACCCAAUGUAAAAUCUGUGUAUUCAUGGUGCAAAGAUCUUUAUGGAGAAAAAGGCACCAACAUUUGUAAGAUAUAGUAUUUUAAUCAAUUAAUUCUAAUCAAGCAGCUUUCAUUUU
Messenger RNA from Hibiscus syriacus, 2059 nucleotides. Its product is annotated as transcription factor bHLH62-like. Bases 214 to 1707 code for a protein of 497 amino acids. The record is from RefSeq and is a predicted model, not a curated record. The transcript is spliced from 8 exons. Lineage: Eukaryota; Viridiplantae; Streptophyta; Magnoliopsida; Malvales; Malvaceae. Gene Ontology annotation, molecular function: DNA-binding transcription factor activity; protein dimerization activity. Gene Ontology annotation, cellular component: nucleus. Gene Ontology annotation, biological process: regulation of DNA-templated transcription.